This is a messenger RNA of Galendromus occidentalis (western predatory mite), 1179 nucleotides long. RefSeq names its product hydroxyacyl-coenzyme A dehydrogenase, mitochondrial. The record is from RefSeq and is a predicted model, not a curated record. Gene Ontology annotation, biological process: fatty acid beta-oxidation. Gene Ontology annotation, molecular function: (3S)-3-hydroxyacyl-CoA dehydrogenase (NAD+) activity; NAD+ binding. The transcript is spliced from 5 exons. The coding region runs from base 85 to 1017 and encodes 310 amino acids. Gene Ontology annotation, cellular component: mitochondrion. NCBI's taxonomy places the organism in Eukaryota, Metazoa, Arthropoda, Arachnida, Mesostigmata, Phytoseiidae.
CUCUUUCAAGUGAAUGAUCAGCAAUCAGCACACCGUGUGUUUUGCCGGCUCCUUGGGAACACUGUUACUAGAAAUCUUAGGACCAUGCUUGGCUUGAGCACGGUCACCGCCCGCAGCUUCUCGCUGUCCGCGACAAUGGGUCAGAUCAAGAGAGUGACGGUCAUCGGUGGAGGAGCCAUGGGUUCGGGAAUCGCUCAGGUAGCCGCGCAGGCUGGCCAGCAAGUUACCAUCGUUGACCAGAAACAAGAUCUCUUGGACAAGUCUCUAAAGGGGAUUCAAACAUCCCUGCAAAGAGUCGUGAAAAAGAAAUUCGCUGACGAUCCGAAGACCGGUGAAGAGUUCUUGAAGAAGACCCUGGGCCUGAUCAAAACCUCAGUAUCUGCUGAGGAUAGUGUGAAAGAUACCGAUCUCGUUGUGGAGGCCAUCGUGGAGAACAUUGAGAUCAAACAGAAACUCUUCGCCUCGCUCGACAAGGCCGCGCCGGCCAGUGUCAUCUUCGCGUCGAACACCUCCUCUCUGUCCAUCACGGAAAUCGCUUCGGCAACGGAUCGUAAGGAUAGAUUCGGAGGUCUCCAUUUCUUCAACCCCGUGCCUGUGAUGAAGCUCUUGGAGGUUAUACGUUGCUCGGAGACGUCCGACGACACCAACCAGAAGAUCACCGAUUGGGGGAAAGCCAUCGGCAAAACCACGAUCGCCUGCAAAGACACUCCCGGAUUCGUUGUCAACCGUCUCUUGGUACCCACCAUGAUGGAAGCCGUACGGAUGUUGGAACGUGGAGAUGCGUCCGCUCGAGACAUCGAUAUCGGGAUGAAGUUGGGAGCUGGACAUCCGAUGGGUCCCUUCGAGUUGGCUGACUAUGUCGGACUUGACGUGACGAAGUUCAUUAUCGACGGAUGGCACAAGAAGUUCCCGGACAAUCCAUUGUUCAAUCCCUCGCCCCUCUUGAAUAAGCUCAUCGCUGAGAAUAAACUGGGAAUGAAAACCGGCGAAGGAUUCUACAAGUAUGACAAGAAGUAAUGUGAAUGGGAAGGACUCGGGAUCAACCAACCGUCGGGGGCAGCCUCGUCUAGCUCACAGAAUUCAUAUAUUUCGAGCUGAAGUCUUUUUUCUACCUCCAUCGCGUGCAAUACUGCUCCGUACAGCCAAUAAAAUGCCAUUUUAUCGAUUCUUUUAGAAAAA